AUGGCGCCAAACCUCAUAUUUGAUGAUGAUGAUGUUGAUGAUGAUAGCUAUUGGAGUUUCCCUCGGUUUGUGGAAAGGUCUUUGCUUUUGCAUGAGGCACCAGUUAUAGAAAAAUUGCAAUUCAAAGUAGGUAAUUAUUCUGGUGCCUCUAAUAUCAGAGUAUGGACCAGAGCUGCACUUAAACGCUGUGUGCGUAAUCUGAUUAUCAAGACGAAGACCGACAUUAGUAUAGUUCCAAUCAUACUUCCAACGAGUUUGUACACAGGGUGUAGCAUGCUUGUGGGAUUGGAACUAAAGAAAGUGGUUCUUAAGGAUGUUGCUUCUCCAAUCUCUUUCCCAUCUCUCAAGAAACUGUGGCUUAAAUGUGUUAAAUACCCAGAUGACAAUGUGACCAUUUUCACCAUAAAAGUCCCUUCUCUCAAGAGAUUAGUCUUGAGUAAACCAUAUUCCGAAGAUACAGAUAUUGCAUCUGGGUUUAUGAUAGACGCUCCUUCUUUAGAGAGUUUUGGCAUUAAUGAUGAAUGUGAGGGUGGGUUUUGUGUUACUGAUGCAUUUCCUGUUGGCACAGUCUUCUGCUCUCUUGUGUCUUUAGAGAUAUGGAUAACUCACACAGACUGGUUUAAUCUACUCAUGCGUUUUCUCAAAGAUUCCCCUAAUUUACGAGCUCUCAAACUUGAAAAGCUCUACUUCAAUGAAGAUGAUGAUGAAGAUGACGCUGAUGAUGACCGCCCAUGCUGGAGUGAACCGAGUUCAAUCCCUGAAUGUGCGAUAUGGAGUCUUGAAACUCUCGAGUGGUCAGAAUAUGAAGGAGCAGAAGAAGAUAAACAAGUAAUAGCAUUUAUCUUAAGAAAUGCACACUGUUUAAAGAAGGCAACUAUCUCCACUGAAUCAACCGAAGAGCCUAACAAGAAACUCCAGAUGCUUAAGGAGUUGUCUUUGUUUCCAAGGCGUUCACCUACCUGUCUGCUUGCAUUCGACUAA
This is a messenger RNA of Camelina sativa (false flax), 981 nucleotides long. The record is from RefSeq and is a predicted model, not a curated record. NCBI's taxonomy places the organism in Eukaryota, Viridiplantae, Streptophyta, Magnoliopsida, Brassicales, Brassicaceae.